AUGGAAGAUACUCGAGAGUCGCAGUUUGCAGACAAGGGCGCCGGUAGCCCAUCACACGCCAAACCAACCCUGGCCGGCCCAAAGUUGACGCUCAAGACCAGCGGGCUAUCAGUACCGACUCAUGCUCGAUUAGCCCGGUUGAUGUCGCCGCUCUCGGCUGGAACAACCUCCUCCUGUUCGGACCACGAAUGGCAGCAACAGAUGCAAGGAUUCGACGAUCUGUACGAUGCGACGGACGACGAUGACAUGGACGAUGACAAUUCCACCGAGAUCAGCGACUCUUGUUUCUCGGCGACGGGGACUCAGCGCUCGAGCUUGGUAACACCAAUCACGAGGAACUCGGUCACUUCAACCGGCAGUCGGGAUAGUCGCAAAAGCAGGAGCGGGCUCACUCUCGACAUUCCCUCGUCCACGGGCUGGCCCUCUCUCACGGGCACCUGCAAGAGUUCGCCCAUCCCUCCGACUCCUCCGUCCAGGCUUCCUCCAGUUUCUCCCGCGGCGCUCUCCAUGCUCGGUCGAUCGGUGCCGGCUCCUCACGCUCCACCGUCGCUGGAUGGGAGUUACUCAUCAGACCAGGAAUCGAAUAAUAGUGCGCUGGCUACUCCAGAUACUCAUUCGCUUCCGGAUGCGAGCUGGGAUGCGUCCGAUGUCCAUGUUCGACCUGAUGUUGGUGGCAGUGACGCGGAGGAUAUUGGGGAUGACGAGACCAAUGCAGACUUGCAAGCGGUCUCUUUCACCAUUGAACCCCCACAGGGCGACUGGCCAAAUGUCCUCGGGCAUUUUCCCUCACUCCCCACAGCUCUGCAAAAUGCUUCAACAUCCUCGUUGGGAUACGAGAAUGAGGUGCCUUAUGAAGAGCCACCCCGGGGAUCGACUCCCUCGGAUGAAGGGCUGUAUCUGCCGGAUGGUGCCCUUGCAAUGCUCCAACACAUCCCGUUAGAUCGCACACCUGAAACCUGGUCCGAAACGUCUGGAGACGAUGAGAUGUGGCAACUCCAGCCUGCUUCACAGAGCCGUCCUCGGAGUGCCGAUGGAGUCACGCCAGCGUCAGACCUGUCGGGGUACAGCUUCAGUGAGCUGAGCAUUCCAUCGCCCGGUGGCUUCUUUGCCUCGUUGGCGCCGCGUGCCCGUCACACAUGGUCCAUUCCAAAUGAGAAUCUCCCGCCAACGACCGCCGUGGCCGAGGGCUUCUAUGAUCUCCCGUUCUCUCGAGAUCAAGGUGAGGUAGUUGAGCAAGUUAUUGAUUGGCCUGACCGCGUGCAAGAGGAGGAUCCCGACACUGCGAUCCGUGACGAGGAGGGCCCGCCUACUGCCGUUCGAGUACCAUGCGAUACGCCCACGAGACCACUCACGCGGCAGGACAGUCACAGCCCAACGAGCGCGACAUUCGAGCCCGUUCAGGAGAUCACCCAAGCCAGCAAUGUGUACGAGUAUGAUGAGCUGUAUGACAAUGAGCUGCAGGAACGUGCCGCCGCAAGUCUCGACCGGACCAGCGUAUGGCUCUCUGCCCAAGCAACCUACCUUGCCGCCCUGAAUGAGACCAAUCCCAUCAACGAGAUUGAUUCAAAGGCAAACUCUGAUGCUGGAGAGAAGUCGCCAAAACCGGAAGAGGGAGUCGACGCAGCGCCAAAGAAGGCUGUCCGCUUUGCCGAAGGUGUCCCCGAAUCUCUCAGUCCUCGUCCACCAUUGUCCGCCAGCAAGGACUCCAUCUACUGGCGAGGGUUCCAGUCAAUCCGACAACGGACCAAUACAGCUGACAGCUUCUUUCACCGCAACAUGCGCUUCGAUGCGAUUCAGUCCUUCCGACUUGGGUUGGUGGAUAUGCACCUCAAUGGUCUCAUGGGUAAAUACGAGAUUGUCCGUCCAGAGAGGCCUGCGUACAAGGGUCCAUUCUCUCAAGCGCCCCGCAACUCAAUCAUCACCUCUGUCUUGGCUGAGAAAGCGCAGUUCGCCAAGCUUGAGAAGGAGCAGCUCGUCCUGGCCCAGCUUUGUCAACCCAUGUGGGCCAUGGACGCGCUUCGAUGUCUGAACGGUGGCAAGAUGCUGACAAGCCCGGUCGAGAAGCGAGCUACUCGAACCCGCAAGACCCUUCAAAGCCAGGGUGGACAGAAGCCACGCGCAGUGCGCAUCCUCAAUCUCGGUGGUCAUGUUUCUUGUGAAUGGGGCUGGCAUGCCGCACUGGAGUUCCCGCACACCAAGGUCUACUCGGUCGUUAAUCAGACACAAACUGUCAACAGCGCCAUCAAGAGCCCGCCCAACCACCGCGUGGUCUCGGUUGAGCGCCUCUGGGAGCUGCCGUUUGGUAACAACAAGUUUGAUGUGAUCACCACGCGCUCUCUGCAUGCUCUGUUGAAGACCGAAUGUCCAUCCGGGCUUGACCGGGAUGAAUACAGCUUGGUGCUCAAAGAGUGCCGCCGGUGCCUCAAGCCAGGCGGCUAUCUCGAGUUCAUGGUGUUGGAUGCAGAGAUCUCUCGCGCGGGGCCGUACGCCUCAGCGUCUUCGGUCGAAUUUGCAUUCAAUCUUCGCACACGCGGGUAUGACCCCAUCGCUUCCAAGACCUUCCUCGCUCGCUUGCGCCAAAGUGGCUAUGUCAAUAUCAAGCGCGCCUGGAUGUUCCUGCCCAUGGGCACGGAACGCAUCCAGCCACAGCCACCAAGGGAGACGCCGGCUCCACGGGUUCCGAGUGGGAUUGAAGAGUACGAAGCUGUGCAGGGGCCCAUCGGCAGCACGGGCGACAUUGCCAGUAUCACGGGGAUUCUAGGUGGUUGGAUGUGGGAGCAGUGGCUGGUCCGCUUGCGGACUGAAAUGGGCCAUGAGCGAGGCAAGCUGCUGGAUGGAGUGGGAGCGGUUUUUGAUGAGGGGAGAAAGAACGGAGCAGGCUGGACCUGCUUGUCUGGAUGGGCGAUGAAGCCGAAGCGCGUGAAACAGAUGAUUCAGCAACGGAGAGCCGGGUCAACCUGA
Molecule: messenger RNA, 2961 nt
Organism: Penicillium daleae
Lineage: Eukaryota; Fungi; Ascomycota; Eurotiomycetes; Eurotiales; Aspergillaceae
Exons: 1
Coding region: 1-2961 (986 amino acids)
Molecular function (GO): S-adenosylmethionine-dependent methyltransferase activity
Source: RefSeq, a predicted model, not a curated record